This is a messenger RNA of Kazachstania africana CBS 2517, 3564 nucleotides long. RefSeq names its product DNA-directed DNA polymerase gamma MIP1 (gene MIP1). Gene Ontology annotation, molecular function: DNA binding; DNA-directed DNA polymerase activity; 3'-5' exonuclease activity. The record is from RefSeq and is a predicted model, not a curated record. Gene Ontology annotation, biological process: mitochondrial DNA replication. The coding region runs from base 1 to 3564 and encodes 1187 amino acids. NCBI's taxonomy places the organism in Eukaryota, Fungi, Ascomycota, Saccharomycetes, Saccharomycetales, Saccharomycetaceae. The transcript has a single exon. Gene Ontology annotation, cellular component: gamma DNA polymerase complex; mitochondrion.
AUGGAUAAAGUUGCUAUAGGUAGAGGUCUGCCGUUACUGGAGGGUCGAGGUUGUGCGUUGAUGCUAUGUGUAAAACGUCGCAAUGUGUUGCUGCGACAGGCGAGGUUUGCUAUGAUUCAUACAAGUUCGAAGUUAUGUCAGGAACCGAGGAUUAACCCUGUGGGAAUACAGUAUUUGAGUAAUUCAUUGCAUUCACAGCUGUUUGGCAAGAAGCCACGGGGCACAAAUCGCCUUUCUAAGCAGGAUAAGUUGAAUCUAAUUAAAUUGGCAAAACAAUCGUUAAAAACUCAUGACCUUUUGAAUAAGAAAACACUAGUGACGGAACCUAUCUCGUUCACGUUGCCCACAUUGCAGGGAGACUCUUUAGACGAGCAUUUUCAAAGAUUGGGCCAAUUUGCUUCGGAACCUUAUAAGACAAUGGCUAUGAACAAAUUUAUCGAUAUUUUACCAAGGCCGUCCCAUUGGCUACGUAAACCAGGUUGGUACAAAUAUGAGCCUAAAUGCGCACCAGUGAAAGUUCAGUUUCCAGAAGAAGAUACUUUGGUGUUCGAUGUGGAAACGUUAUACAAGAUUUCAUCUUAUCCUACAAUGGCAGUAGCAUUAACGUCAAAGGCAUGGUACCUGUGGUGUUCUCCAUUCAUAUGUGAGGGAGAGGACGCCGAUAACCCGAGUCACCUGAUACCACUGGAUACGGUCGAAAAGACUCAAUUGAUCAUUGGUCAUAAUGUUGGCUACGAUAGGUCUCAUGUUCUGGAAGAGUACAAUUUCAAACCUUCAAAGGCAUUCUUCUUAGAUACACAAUCAUUACAUGUAGCAUCAUCAGGUCUUUGUUCAAGGCAAAGGCCCAUGUUCAUGAAAAGAAGGAAAGAAAUACAAGAAAAUGGAAGCGGAGAAUUGGAUGAAGAUGACAGGAAUAUGAAUGAUAUAAACGAUCCUUGGCUGAACGUAUCAACUUUGAAUUCUUUAGCAGACGUCGCUGAUUUCCAUUGUAACAUUAAAAUGGAUAAAGAUCCCAGAAGUUACUUUGAUUCUACGGAUAAAUCGUUAAUUAUUGAGAAUUUCGAAAAACUAGUCAGUUACUGUGCUACUGAUGUAGAAGUAACAAGUAAAGUGUUUGAUAAAGUUUUCCCAACUUUUUUAGAAAAAUGUCCACAUGCUGUAUCAUUCGGAGCUUUGAAGUCUUUGAGCUCAUGUAUUUUACCAACAAAUCACAAGGAUUGGAAUAAUUACAUCGACAAUUCCGAAAACUUAUAUCAGACAUCAAAAUCUCGAAUUGAAGAGAAGAUUGUUCAAAUCAUUAAUGAAUUUGUUAAAUAUAAGGACUACGAAACAAAUUCAGAGCACUACAAAAUUAUACAAGAUGAUCCAUGGAUGAGUCAGUUGGAUUGGACUAAAAAACCAAUAAGAAUGACUAAAGAUGGAGUUCCAAUGAAAAGACAAAAAUUGCCGGGUUUUCCAGAGUGGUACAGAUCUUUAUUCCCCAGUAAUGAUCAUAAAGUACCAAAGAUAACCAUUAAGUCAAGAAAUAUUCCAAUUUUUUUCAAACUCUCCUGGGAGGGAUAUCCUGUUAAGUGGACAUCUACAGAUGGAUGGUGUUUCCCUGUUCCAAGAGAAUUAGAGGAAAAUUUCAAAGCUAAAAAUUAUGUAUUGGCCGAUGAAGACGUACAAGAUUUCAAUUCUGCUACUCUUCUUUUCAAAAUUCCUCAUCCAGAUGGACCCACAUUGAAUUGUACAACUUUACUAAGUAAACCCUAUAUUCAUUUUUUCGAAAAGGGAAUUUUGAAAUCAGAAUCCAAAUACGCACAUGAAGCAUUACAAAUCAAUUCGUCUGGAUCUUAUUGGAUGUCUGCGAGAGAAAGAAUAAUGUCACAGUUUCUGGUCUCUAAGAAUGAGUUUUCAGAUCAGUUCAAAGAAUUAUUCGAUAGUCAUACCCAGGGAUCAAAAGUUGGAGGAGAUGUUGGAAUAAUUUUACCUAGAAUCAUCCCAAUGGGUACUAUUACUAGAAGGGCUGUGGAAAAUACAUGGUUGACCGCUUCUAAUACAAAAACAAACAGAAUUGGUUCCGAACUGAAAACACAAAUCAAAGCCCCGCCGGGUUAUUGUUUUGUAGGUGCCGAUGUUGAUAGUGAGGAAUUAUGGAUUGCAUCUCUUGUUGGUGACUCAGUUUUCAAUAUUCAUGGUGGUACUGCGAUUGGAUGGAUGUGUUUAGAAGGUACGAAGAAUGACGGUACUGAUUUACAUACAAAAACUGCAAAAAUACUUGGCUGUACACGUAAUGAAGCUAAAAUUUUUAAUUAUGGUAGAAUUUAUGGUGCAGGUGUAAAAUUUGCAGGCCAGCUGCUGAAAAGAUUCAAUCCAACAUUAACUGAAGAAGUGGCAAAGAAAACGGCCACUAGAUUAUAUGAAAGCACAAAGGGUAAGACCAGAAGAUCAAGAAUGUUUGAGAAAUUUUGGUAUGGUGGUUCUGAAUCGAUUUUGUUCAAUCGACUAGAAAAUAUUGCUGAACAAGACAUUCCAAGAACACCAGUCCUUGGUUGUAGUAUUACAUCUGCAUUGAUGAAGCGUAAUUUGAAACUGAAUUCUUUCUUACCUUCUAGAAUUAAUUGGGCCAUUCAAUCAUCUGGUGUUGAUUAUUUACAUUUACUUUGUGUCUCUAUGAAUUAUCUUAUUGCCAAAUACAGCUUGGAUGCAAGGUUAUGCAUUUCAAUUCAUGAUGAAAUUCGUUAUCUAUGUUCCGAAAAAGAUCGCUACAGAGUGGCCAUGGCUUUACAAAUAAGUAAUCUAUGGACAAGAGCCAUCUUCUGUGAGCAAGUCGGCAUUGAAGAUUUACCUCAGAACUGUGCAUUUUUCUCUCAAGUGGACAUAGAUCAUGUAAUGAGAAAAGAAGUUAACAUGGAUUGUAUCACGCCAUCAAAUCCAACUGCCAUUCCUCACGGUGAAGCCAUGGACAUAACUGAAUUAUUAAAUAUUUCCGGAUCUAUGUUGGAAAAUCCUAACGAUUCGAUUGAUCUUUCCAAAUAUGAGUAUAGAUAUAGAGAACCCGUUUUUGCUCAAUAUAACAAGGCCUAUACAAAGGAGUUUUCUAAAUACUUCCUUAAUAUGCAGACACAGACGGAUCCAAAAUCAAUUUCAAAGUUAGAAAGGGAAUAUGUACAAGAGAUAACUGAGCAAAAAUUUGCUGGUGAUGGAAUCAACGUGAAGUACGAUUACUCGGAUUAUAUUGACGACGUCAAAAGAGGCAAAAUAAGAAAGAUUAACGUCAUGGAAAAUUCCUUUGUCGCAAACCGAGAUGAAUUGAUAAAUCAACAUAAACUAAUUGUGGAGCAAGAUCUUAUCACCGGAAAGUUUAAGCCAUUGACGCAAAUGAGACAGCUGAAUGGGGAAAGUAACUCGACGUCUUCGUCCACAAACUAUCUUGAACUUCAUAAGCUGUCACUUAAGAAUCCUGUCAGGCAAGUGCAAUCGCAAAAACCUAUGAAAACAAAGAAAAUGUACUGGAACAGACCCGAUUACAGCCAAUUUUACGCCUCUAUAGACCAACCCGCCGUGCAUCAGCAACAUUAA